AUGCACCGGAUGGACAUCCCGCCCAUUGUAUUCACCUUCUCCCCGGUGCUCAACGCUUGCACACGCAUUCAGGCAAUCCAAGAAGGCAAACAGACACACACUCCAAUUGUCGAGUCCGACCAUUUCGGAAAUAAAGUUGUGCAGACUGCUUUUCUCGAUAUGUAUGCAAAAUGCAGGGCUGCAGAAGAUGCUAGACGUGUUUUAAAUCAAAUGGCCAAAAGAGAUGUCGUCACUUGGACGGCCAUGAUUUCCGGGUACUCCAAGACCGGUAGGAUGGACGAUGCACGUCAGCUGUUCGAUGUCAUGUUAGAACGCAACGUCAUUUCUUGGAUAGCUAUGGUGGCGGGGUAUGCAAAUGUAGGCAAUGUGGAAGCUGCGAAAGAACUGUUUGAUCAAAUGCCAGAAAAGAACUCCGUGACAUGGACAGCCAUGAUUGUUGGUUAUGGAAAACGAGUGGACGUGACUGAAGCCAAGCAAGUAUUUGAUGAGAUACCGGCAUGCAAUUCGGCGUGUUGGGGGUAUUCUAACGAAGCAAUUGAUAUGUAUAAGAAGAUGAGAGAAGCAAAUGUAAAGGAGAGCGAGGGUUGCCAUGGUUGGAGUAAUCUCUGCUUGCACACAACUUGGUGA
Molecule: messenger RNA, 627 nt
Organism: Nelumbo nucifera (sacred lotus)
Lineage: Eukaryota; Viridiplantae; Streptophyta; Magnoliopsida; Proteales; Nelumbonaceae
Source: RefSeq, a predicted model, not a curated record